Messenger RNA from Anthostomella pinea, 1239 nucleotides. The record is from the annotation of a GenBank genome assembly. Lineage: Eukaryota; Fungi; Ascomycota; Sordariomycetes; Xylariales; Xylariaceae.
AUGGACUCUCUCGCCGCCGACCCACCGCGGCGACCACUGCGCGAAUCCAUCCCACCUCUCGUCAUGGGCACGGCGACGUUCAACACGCAAUACGUGCCAGACCCCUUCGAUCUCCCUGCGCCCUCCAUCGUGUCGCGCGCCCUCGACCUGGGCGUCAACGCCUUCGAUACCUCGCCCUACUACGGCCCUUCGGAGCUGAUCCUGGGCGAUGCGCUGUCGCACCCCUCUGUCACCUCGAAGCACCAUCGAUCCUCGUACUUCCUUGUGACCAAGGCUGGGCGCAUCGCGGGCGACGAGUUCGACUAUAGUCCCGCGUGGAUCAGGUACUCGGUGUGUCGGAGCCUCGAGCGCCUACACACCCCCUACCUUGACCUUGUCUACAUGCACGACGUCGAGUUUGUAUCACCGCCCGAGGUUCUGGACGCCGUGCGUGAGCUCCGACGGCUGCGCGACGAGGGCGCCGUUCGGUAUGUGGGCAUCAGCGGAUACCCCGUCGAGAAGCUCUGCGAGCUCGCCGAGAUGAUCCAGAAGGAGACCGGCGAGCCCCUUGACGCUGCCCUGAGUUACGGUCACUUCACGAUACAGAACACGACACUGGGCGCAUCGGCUAUGCAACGAUUCGAACAGGCCGGUGUCGAUGUUGUCCUAAACGCCAGCAUGUUGGGCAUGGGACUUCUGACGACGCGGGGCGCCGAUGCGGGACCCAUGGCUACCUGGCACCCCAGCCCCGAGGGUCUACGGCAGGCGACCCAUGAUCUGGUACCCGUUGCGCAGGACGCCGAUGAAAAGCUUGAGGUCGUCGCCAUUAGAUGGUCGCUCGACAACUGGACUCGGGAUGGCGCGCCGAGAGGCAGUUGCGCAUCGAGGUUGCCGUCGGGCACGCGGGUAGGCGUCAGCGUCAUGGGCAUCUCCAACAUUGCGGAGCUGGAAGAGACGUACCGCGUCUUCAACAGUGUCAUCGAGGGCCUCGAGCCAGAAACCGCCGACACCGAACAGAUGCGCAAGAGGCAGUGGAGCCUGGACCGCCGCGCGAAGAUCCAAGGUGUCGUCGAGAAGAUGUGGGCUGUCCUCGGCGAGUGGCGAGACUACAGCUGGAGUAGUCCCGGCCUGGGAUUCGUGAAUACGCGGAAGCCUGGCGAUAUUGGCGUCACGCCCAACGACGGCAUCCUGCGGAAUUACGCUGCGAAGACCCAAGUCAGUUGCAAGAUCGAGGAGAUACCAGCAGCACUGGGAGCUUGA